Strongylocentrotus purpuratus (purple sea urchin) is the source of this 5305-nucleotide messenger RNA. Its product is annotated as transmembrane protein 268. Gene Ontology annotation, biological process: signal transduction. The transcript is spliced from 11 exons. Bases 228 to 1859 code for a protein of 543 amino acids. The record is from RefSeq and is a predicted model, not a curated record. Lineage: Eukaryota; Metazoa; Echinodermata; Echinoidea; Camarodonta; Strongylocentrotidae.
AUGCAAUGUUAUCUUUCUCGUGCAAGAGCUGCAUUGACUGCCUUGCUAUCAGUGGGCAUGCUGUGCAUGGAUGAUAUGCAUUGCUGCUGCAGUAGCCUAGAUCUGUAUCGAAUGCCUGGAUUGAAAUGUGAUCUCGGUUGCUCCUAAUCAGACCUUUUAUAUUUCGUGCUGGAAUCAGGAUGAAAUCGCCAUUUUCCAAGUGAUCUUGUUGAGCUUGAGCAAUCAAGAUGGAUAGCAUUAUCCCUUCAGAGUUUCCAGAAGGAAUCUUUGUGGAAGAUGGAAAAGACAAUGAUCCAGCUAAGGUAGCAACUGCAGAGAAAGAGAAGCUUCUGGAAGGAGAGGAUACCCACAUGUCCAGCUUCUUGACCGACUGGGACACGGAGGCUGACCAGGGUGGAGGACGCAUGGUCACGGCUGACAGCGGCGAUGACCACUCCGUUGACAGUCUUCCCAUGUCACCCGACGAAGCCAACUCCAAUCAGAAUGCAGACAUGCUGGUGCGAGGCAUGGCACCGGUCUUGGUCGGCGAGGAAACAAGCCACGCCUUCUUCUGUUUUGCAUGGGAGGAUGACGAAUGGGCCAUCAACGUGAUCCGGAAGCUGGAAUCCUCCGCUUACGGUUUCUCAUGUGAUAACAGCAACCACAAGUGGGAUCCGGGCGUCGCCAAAAUGGACAAGAUCAUCAAUUCCAUCUCCACCGCCAAGAAGCUGGUGCUUGUCGUAACGCCAGACUUUAUGCGCAGUCCGUGGUGCAUGUACGAGAACCUGCGCGCUCUGCGUGGCCAUUAUACGAACACGGCGAAAGUCAUAGUGGUGGUGUUGGGUGAGAUAGAACUCCCGGACUUUCUUGAAGGGAUACCGACCAUUAACGCGAUGUCGAGGAACUUCUGGCAGAGGUUUGUUGCCGCAUUGAGAUUAGGUUCUAGCUUGGAUGCUCACGAUGCCUCUCUCAACAAUAAUGUGCCUGCCCUGUACAACAGUGCUCAUCUGGCGACCAUACAAUCAAGUACAGAUUGCUGUUGCAAGGCAAGAUUUGACACCAUCUACUGUCCUGAUGAACUAGCAAGGAAAGGUGUUCAGAUACCUCAGCAGGACUACACUGCAGCCAUCUCCUCCAUCCUGGACGCUCCCAAGAUGAGAUGGUACACCCUGUGGUACAACCGUCUCUUUAGCUCCCUCGUCUGUGCCGUCAUCACCGCCCUCAUCAUCGUGGGCGUGGUCGGUAACCUUAGUAACUUCCAUAACAAGGAGUCCGGUGGUCUCCAUGUGGGGAUCUCCCUCCUCAUCGCCUUUGUCCUGUCCGCGGUGGUAGUCGGUCUCCUGCAUCUUAUUGUCUUCUAUGAGAAGAGAAAGUUGAAUGGUUUAAUAGAGGCUAACCUGUCCCGUGCUAACAUGAUCUUCUGUAAGCACAACAUCCUGGUCGGGAUGACCGAUAGAUUCAACUGGUGCUGGAAUAGAGCUGUGCUCCACUUCAUAUACUUUGAUUUGACAGACUGUAGGAAAGAGAUGAUACAGUUCUUGAGUGACAAUCGCGUCAGAGGAGAUGGAGAUAUGGGUUUAAAUCAGAACUCAUCCGUAAGCGUUGAAAUGCUGCCCUCAUCAGGGGGAGAUGGAGAUGAUACAACCCGGCUCACCAUAGACACCAGACUACGGACAUUAUCUCCACAGACUCUCAUCGCAGACACAGACCCAAGAUCAAUAGCGGAGGAAGCAGAACUGUACCUCAUGCAGCACAGUGCACCGUAUAUCAACAAACUACUCAAAAAGCAAUUGGUGGGACCGUUGCGAAAGAGACAUUGUAGAACCACGGUUUGCCUUUGUCAAUUCACCCAGAAGACGGUCUUCUGCGCUCCCGUGUAACGUUAACUUGAAGUUGGCACAAUCUCAUUCAACGUGUGUGGCAUCUUCAUUUCAUUUGAACUAAUAGGUUUGAUUGUUGGAUACAAUAUUAAAGGUUAUCAUCGCCGUCACCAUCCUUUAGCGUCCGUUUUUCACGUGCCAUGGGGUUGGACAUUUCAUUUCCCUUCUUGCACUUCUCCAGUGAAUAAAGUCCACAAGGAGAUGUAAGUGUUAAGUAUCUGGGCACUGUGUGUUCGAUUCAUAAGGGUUUACGGUAGAUUUUUUAUGAGAUAGAAAGUAUUGCAAUGUGUUAAUUGUGCCUUUUUUGUCAAUAAUUGAAUUGGAUUUUGCUACGAUAACUCUGUUGCUCGAUCAUUUGUGAAUAUGUGAGCACGAUAUAUAAAUUUAGGAAUAUGGUAUAUGUACAGUACUCGGAUAUAGCAGAUGUAUAACUAUUUCUUCUUGUGUUUAUUCCAUCGAAUGGAAACUUUUGAAGUACUAAAUGUAAUCGUUGAUGAGAAUCUGUGUCUAUUCUCUCUUCUAUAAUGCUUUUUCUACAGGAUUUCCUUUGAGAGAAUUUGUUAUCGUUUUGUUUUGUUUGUAGCAUUUUUCAAUGUUGCGGUGGUUUAUUUGACUGUUUUUACUUUGCUAGAAUGUGCAUUUGUUUAAAUAUGUGUCUAUUACACCCCAAUACAUUAGAAAAGCUCGAUCAAUAUGAAUUUUGUACAACUAUUCUUGUGUAUAAUAAGAAUGAGCAGGUAUUAUCAUUAUUGCCAAAGUACUAUACUCAUGGGGGUAUGUUUGUGCCAUUUUGCUCAAUACAUAGAAAGGAUAAAGAAAAUGAGAAAAGUUGUUCAGAGAGUUGAUUGAGAAUGGAAAAAAUGGAGAUUCAGCAUCCUAUUCUACAUGUGAAUUAUUGACCAAACGUGGACUAAGAUUAUUGCCUAACAAAAUUUAAAAAGAUGUUGGAGAUAGUAGUGGUUUUGACAAAAAGUUAUAUUCUCACAUAACUCUCACAUAAAAUUGGCACUUAACUUUAAAAACAACAAUUAAAUGGUACCUGACGAAUAUAUGUGAUAAAUAACGUAGCUCAGUAAUGAUUAUAGAUUGACCAAGAGACUGACCAAAUGAUUGUAAAAGAGAUUGUAGCCGUGUGAUAAUUAUUAACUGACCGAAAGAGAAUGUAUUAUUCAUAGAAUCUAUUAGUCUGUAUGCGCACAUUUUGUUUGGUACAAUUGAGGGGUUUCUCAUUUUUUUGCAAUAUUCAUACAUUUUGUAAUAUUGUAUAACUUUAUUUCAGUGGUGGUUAUUUACCUGACAGCUAAGAAAGCAUACCAGAGGACCGACGGCUUUAGGUCCUCUCAGAGAGACCUGGUAAUGAGGAUUAAUGCCUUACCAAAGGGCACUAGCAUUGCACUAGCGCAUCGCCUUGGUUUCAAACCUCAAACUUUGCCUGAUAGAAACAUUGCUAAAAUGUUAACUUUUUGCCUGCUUUUGUCAAUUUUAAUGUGGAACAAACUAGGAUCACCUACAUCAACUUUUGACACAAGUACAAGGUGUAUUAAAUGUGAUAUCCAAACAGUAAGGAGGACCAGGCACACAAUGUGUAGCAAACAAAGUUUUAUAUAAACAGAUGAAAGUAAGUUGUUAUGGAGAAACGACAUGGCAAUUUUCCCCUGUAGUAUGUAAAACUCUCACAAGCUUAUUUUCUAAAAAGAGAAGAAAAGAAUAGACAGAUCGCAGACAGUGUCUCAGAAAGUACAGUUUCUUUAAAUAUCAUGACUUAGUCUUGACUUCUUAAACAAAUAUUUAGCCAAAGAUAUACAAGUAUUAGUCUACAUGUAGGCCUAGCUUCCACGUAGAAUGAGUUUUCUCUCGUUUUGAAGAAAAUUUGAUGAAUUAUAUUCUGCUAGACACUAGUAUUUCUCAUGUUAUUUGCACAUAUAGUUUGAGUAUAGUCUGACUCUGUCCUCAACAGGUGUAUACUGGAUUAAGAAUAUAUUAACUCUUGGUCACAAAUGCCAUUACGAACUGCUACGAACGCCGUACGAACGAUUUUCAGACAAUGGAAACUCGGGAAGACAAUGGGAAAACAGAGAUUUUUACGAACUUAUUGUUCGUACGAAGCUUUGACCGUAGCAUAAGACUGCACCCUCCACCUGUUUCUCUCAUCCAGUGUUGAGAUCAAAAAAGGAUAAUCAGAAUAUAUAUAUAUAUAUAUAUAUAUAUUCUUAUUCAAAAUCUACUUGAAACCAUGUUAAUUUAGCAUGGAAACAUACAGUCCGUAACUUUGCCAAUAUAUGUGACACGUGCCAACUGUAUUCCAAAACAAAAUGCAUUAAAUGUAAAGCUGUUUAUUUGUGAAUUUGUAAGUACUACAUUUAAGCCAACAUCAGAUUCAAUCAUUAAUGUUCAAGAAGUGACAGAUAUCUUCUUUUGUGCGUUCUUAACUUCUUAUGAACCUGUACUAUAUAUGCAGUACUGAGCUGGAAAGCUAUUCAAAUUAAAUCCCAAAAAAAGAUGAAUAACUUCAAAGACCAAAGCGUAAAAGAAAUAACUUGGAGAGUAUUUAUGAAAGUUAAUAAGUAGUUCAUUAUUACUUCUUGGUUUUGUGAAGAAGGAACUUCACAUUUUCAUUUUGAUCCAAUUUAGAAAAUGUUGAACCACUCUGAACUAAAAUAGUGGCAUUUUUUCAUUAUGUUAGAGACAUAAUGUGAUAGAUUUAGAGUUUCUUUCAAUGUUAUUAUUAGCAAAUCCUAUUCAAAAAUGGGUAUCUUCAUAUAUUUAAUCUAUCUGGAUAUCCAUACAAGUUUAUCAAGAACUUAUGAUGUCUUUACAAAUAUAGAAACAACUUCCUGUUUUUUUUUGCAGUUGGAAAAUUGGAUAAAGAAAAACAAAGGCAUUUCUUUUUUUUUUUUUUUUUUUUUUUUUACUGAACUUUGAUUUGUGAGUAGAAUGUAUGCCAUGUAAAUGGAAUUAAAUUGUUAAUUUGCGUGUAUUUUGUAAUCAACUUUUAUAACUUAAGAUGCCCCACCUCUGUUUGCUUUUUAUGUACAUAUAAGUUUGUGUUCCUUUUUCAAUAUUUAAUAUUCAUGCUGCUUAUUAGAUAGAUAGUGUUAUCAUAGUUGUGUAUAUAUUUUGCUUCCUUUUUGUGAAUUUAGAAAUUAUUAGUAAUUUAGCAAUAAAUAAUCAGAUUUAUUUGCAUUUUCUGAAAUUGAGUUAUAGAUUGCAUCUAGCUUUGAAUUGGUUAAAAUAAUCAAAUGAGGACAUUCAUAUAUAUAUAUAAGCAUUGAAAAUUCAUACUUUUGCAUGAUGCCAUAUUGUAAUGAAAUUCUUUGAUAUAUCAUACUCUUCUAAAGAGAUGGAUAAUAACAAUUUGAUAUAUUGCAAUAGAUUAACGAGGAGGCAUGGACUAUAAAUGGUGAGAGGUUCAUCUUAUAAUUGUUUAAAGAUAUACGUAGUAAGAU